This is a messenger RNA of Athalia rosae (coleseed sawfly), 5458 nucleotides long. RefSeq names its product protein BCL9 homolog. The record is from RefSeq and is a predicted model, not a curated record. The transcript is spliced from 8 exons. The coding region runs from base 1835 to 5227 and encodes 1130 amino acids. NCBI's taxonomy places the organism in Eukaryota, Metazoa, Arthropoda, Insecta, Hymenoptera, Athaliidae.
UAAUGAGCAAUUCAUAAAUUAAAUGAUGCAUGAUGUUGCGUUGCAUUGGAAUUUUUUUUGAGUUAAAAAUUUGCGAAUAUCCUAACGAUGAGAUUACCAAUAAAUUGCAGAUAGGAUUGCCACUCGAAGAUCUUGAAUGUUAUCUAUUUAUCGAACGAUUAUGAAUGAUUUUCAGUUAUCUCGUGUCAACCGACCUCAAUUUACGAGUAGAAUAUAAUUUUAAUCGAUAAUUCUUGUCUAGCUAUAGCCAGAUAUUCGUCAGAUAUGGCACGAUAUUUAAUUGCUCCUCAUAAAAGCCAAAAAAAUAUUCAGCACGUGAGAAAAAGUAGAGGAAUUAUUAAUAAAAAUUAUCCAUCAAUAAUAAUUACUGCAAAUGCAAAUUGUCUUCAACUUUUGUGCAACUAAUAUUCCAUGUUCGGAAGCAGGGAUAUAUACCUAAUUAUAGCAUACUGUAAGUCAUAUCACGAGCGGCAUUCAUUGUUAUCUCGUAAUCGUAUCUGCAGACUUCUGGUAUGAGAACACAAGUGCAAAUAUACUGUAUAGCAUCUAAUUCAGACAAAAACUUUCAUUUAUACAUCUGUUUAAAUAUUUCUAUUCGGAGAAUGUAUCUGCUCAAGCUUAUCUCGCUGGAGAUUACGUUUAUCAUUACAAACCUUAGUCUUGGCUUGAAAAAAAAGAAAAAAAAAAAAAAAAAACACGUGGUACAGACGAUACAAUAUGAAUACCCGUGAGUCACAAGCCGCCAUGCAGUUAUACGAGUGCGUAUAAUUGAAAUGGAAUGACAAUAAUUUGUUUAAUUUUCGAUACAUUAAGAAAAGUAAGUCGCUAUAUGGAUUGCAAUUACGUUUCAUAUUUAUUGAUACGAAAAUCGGUAUAACAUUAUCGAAUUUGUAUGGUAGUCCGAAUUUUUAAUUGUAGAAGUCGAACGGAAGGAGAAAGGCAAAAGAAAAUAACGUAAAAAAAUUAGAAUACCAAAAUCCGUUGCGAUUUUGUAUUGAAAGGAAAUUUUUUUUGCGUGCAGUUUUUAGGAAGGGUCCUAAAACGACUACAGUGAUUCCGAGAAUCGGUAUGUUGGGCUACCCCUAAUGAGGGAAUGGCCUAUUAUAUUCCAUUGGCUGAAUUUAGGGUUUAAGUUUAGCCCCUCUCGUAUGGUCGACCAAUGACAAGACGCUGAGCAAACCCAGGUCUAAAACCACAUGCAUACCUGUUGAGUAUAAGGUACCCGAGGGCAAAGUUUUUCAGUUUUCGUGUCAACGGUUAAGCUGCGACCGCGUGUGGAAAAUAUAUCUUCGCACCGGGUCGAAGAUUUUUUACUAUUUUUCGAUGAUUGAAUUUUAAUUCGAAUUUUGUAGAAUCGUUUAUAUAUUUGAAAUGAUAUCAAGUCGAUUAGCUAUGUCUGAUGAACGUGAGUUUGAAGAUUUAUUUUAAUUUCCAAUCGAAGCCGAAUUGUUCCAAAUGUCAAAGGUACAUAUUCAUGCUAUCGUGUUUACCAACUUUCAUAUAGGAUUUCAUGUUUGGAAUCUGAUUGGGUUUGUUAAUGUCUUCGUUAUUCUAAAUAACUCUUAUUGGUAUGAAUAACAAUUUAAUAUUGUGAAAAGGUGCGAACAGCGAUUAUUUGUUAUCAGAGAUUACUAAUCAGUCGCCGAUAAAUUUAAUCAAAUUGCUUUAUGAUCAACAGUAAAGUAGAGACGUGGAAUUAAAGGUGAUUGACCCGAGCUAUUUUAAUUAUAAACGAUAAUUGUCAAUCAUCAGGAUAUCAUUGGAUCCUUUCUUAAAAUUUUUCGUAAUGACUUUUAAUUAGUCUCAUCAUCAGUCAUAUAAAGUAGUUAAAAAAAUGAAAUCAGAGAAAAAAUCGACGGAUCUAAACUGUCCUGGUAAUGAAAUCGUAAAGGAAGAACCAUGCAAGGACCCUUGUAAAAUGUCUGAUAAGGUAAUUGCAAGUGAUACCGAUGUAGCCGAAGGAGGGACGAAACCAUCUAAUAGAGAGUCUAAAACGGGUGCAUCAAACACGGAUGACCCAUCGCUAAAAUCCAACAUUGCUGGAGGUCAAGCAUUGAACCCGGUGAAAGUAGAAAACAGCUCAUCGUAUUCGACGUGUAAUUUAUCUGGUGAUUGUGGAGGCGCUUCAUUGUCUAAAUCAGAUUCUAACGCGCUUGGAAAAUGCGGUCGAAGUGGUUCGAGCAGUGGAGAUUCUCAAUACAUGCAACAACAAAGCCAGAUAUUUGUAUUUUCAACAAUGCUCGCGAAUAAGGGUGCCGAAGCUGUUUUAUUACGGCAGUUUCCAUCCAUCAUAGCAUACCACAGCGCGCAGCCGGGAACCAAGAAAUUUCUGGAGAAACAUCCAAAUAAAGGAAACAAACUCGGCCAAACUCCAACGGAGUGGUUGAAUAAUUUUACCGGUACUGCGGGGCAAAAAAGUCGGCAUCCGGCAUGCUCGAAUAAUUUCCCAGGGCAAACUCCGGAUUUGCCAGUGUUGGGUCCAGAUUCCCCUUCAUUUUGGAGCGAAACUUUCAACGUGCGAAGUACAAGUGGUGAAAAGUCCGUAGGUACUGCAGAAUCGUCGGUGGACGAUACCAUUAAUAAAGUAGUGAAUUCUCAGCCCAGUCCUCAUUCUCAAAUUGAAGACACCCCAGCCUGCGGCAACUCGAGCCCUGGUGGUAUGCAGCCUUCGUUACAGGGGGUAAAAGUUCCCGAUGAGAAUUUGACUCCUCAGCAACGUCAACACCGGGAAGAGCAGUUAGCUACGAUUCGAAAAAUGCAGCUGCUUUUAUUCUCCAAUCGAAAAGAGGACGCUGAAAGUUCUUUGAGUUCAACUCAACCUCAGCCGUUCAGACCAGAAGCUGGGAUUUCCGGACCAGAUAGCCCGCUGGAUAAUUUUUCUUCCGACGUUGAUUGGGACAAAUUACAAAGUCAGCUAUACGAGCCAAAAAAUAAGGUUGUAGCCGAUCAUUCUGGUGCAGUUCCGUCACCCGUUGCAGGAAAUGCAGCUGCAACAAGUUCAAAAGUUCAAGGUCCUCCACCUCCGUAUCAUCAAUCGACAAGACCAGCAAGCGUUCCCGCUGCUCUACAGAGUUCAAAUCCAUCCUCUCCCAACAAUCCAACUAGUACUUUGUCGCUUCCGUCUCUGCAGGCAAGUUCGGCGUUAAAUUCACCCGCGGGAACUGGUCAAAGAUCUGGAGCGGGGUACUUACCGGGAGGAAGUCCUAUGACACAGGACUCCCUGAGCUCUGGUAUCGGAACAAUUUCAGCUGAAAUUGAAAAUCAGUUGAAUCACAGCAAUCCAGGAACACCGGCUUCCCAUCCUCAUUUGGUCGGUUUCAGUCCGGGUGGAGGAACCACGUCGCAAAAAGAUUCCAUCGAUUUUCCAUCCAGUCAGUCACCAAGCGUGGACGAAAUAUUUUGUCAGACGUUGCAAUCCGUGAGUCAGGAACAGCGCGACCAAAUCGGAUCGGCGAUUGCCACUAAGGAGGCGAAUUUAAUGCCGGUACCCAGUCCUCAGCAAAUACAGUAUCUAAAUACUUUCGAGGGUCAGGAAUUAACGAUACAGAAACAGCCGAACACGAGUCUCAAGGAUAACAACUCUCCUUCCAAUGUCGUCACGACUUCGGCCAUCAGAAUAUUAUCCGAUCCCGGUAAUCAGUGCCAAACUGUCGCUGGAAGUAGCCCCUUGACGGAUAACACAACGGAUCGUGGUUUUAGUGGGCCUUUGCCCAGCCCACUGACCCCUCGAACUCCGACCAGCAAUACGCCACACACCCCAUUUGAUUCCUCUAAUUUAUCUGGUGGGAAACUAACCAGCGGCCAAAACAGUCCCGCAACAUCUUUCGGGCAGAAUAUAAACGAGACUAUCGGACGACCCAGGACACUGCCGGAAUCACCGAGAUCGAAGGACGUCUCACCGUCGUCUAAUGAAAAUCAACAGCGAAUGCAUCAUUCAAAUGAGACGAAAUUAUCCUUGCAACAAAAUACGCCGGAUUUCACUCGCGGUAGACCCCCGAUGAACGUCAGGGGGCAACCUGAUAACGUCCCUCUCAACCCAAACAACGUUAACAGUUGUCUAGCUGUUCAGGGAAGCAUAAACUCAAAUCACUUUGAUCCGAUAACUUCUCUAGCCCAGAUGAGCCAACAACUGGUCAAUAUUACGCCGAGUAACAACCUAGGAGAUGGCCCGAUAAUGCACGCUGGUAAUCCUGGGAUAACUCAAGGGAUGCACUCAAUGCAGGACAUCGGAGCUCCCCAUCCGGGUCACCCCGGUGGGAUGGGAGAGUACGGAGAUAUGAACAGAUUCGGUGGUUCAGGGCUUAACAACUGCCUACCACCGAGCAACUACAGUCUUGCUCCUCGAUCGGGAAAUUUAGGGAUUCCGAAUAGGGCCGCCUCACCAGGUCACGGACCGAUUCCAGGAUACGGAGGUAUGCAUCCCGGAGGCAUGUAUCAUGCGGAACCACGGGGACCACCGAGACCGAUGGAUCACAAUUCGAUGCGAGCGAACGUACAAGUGAAACCCGGUGCACCAAACACUAUUCAAUAUUUACCCGCGAAGCCGAAUCCCUGUCAAGGCGGUCCCAGAGCGCCACCAAGUCUUGAUUUUCUUCAGGGUUUUGCCAACCCCUCGAAUCAGCCUCCUGGACCAAAUCGUCCUGGCUUCCCGAAUAACGUAGCUGGCCCGCAUCCCGGGGGACCGAUGUAUACCAUGCAACAAGGAGUUUAUCCCGGUAUGCAGAACAGGCCCAUGCAAAGACCUGUGGGUGGUCUUCAAACGGGAAAUUAUCUACCGAUGCACAGACCGGCAAUGCAAGUUAAUAUGCAUCAGGGACCGAAUUCAAUGCGCAUGCAGCACAUGGUCGGCGGGGGAGUUUUCCCUGGCAAUCGUAUGCAAGGUUUGGACAAACCUUACGGAGGCGAUCUGAUACCCCAAUUAUCGAACCAGGGUAAUCCGAGAAUGCAGUAUAUGCCAGGGAAUCAAAUUCACGGGAAUCACAUGGCUAUCAGGUCAAGGGCACCUCCGGGUCAACCUAUGCAUCCCAACAUGGAGGGUGCCGGGAAUGGAUUCAAAAGUGGACCAUUCAUGGGAGGAGCUGGCCCGCCGACUUCGGAUCCUAAUUAUGCCCAGCAGUAUCACAACUUCCAACAACAAUUGUAUGCAACCGGUACCAGAGGAAGCGUACCUCAGCAUCCCAAUAAUCAUAUGAGUGCGAAUUCGCUCUCGUUUCUUCCAGAACGGUGAUGGUGACUAAUUCAGAACAGCAAUAGCGAUGGUAUUACGUAUGAAUUCAUAGGCUUUUUUUUUCUACGACGUGCACUUUGCGUAGCGAUCUUUUUUUUACUACUUGUGACUUGUAAAUAUACAUAUAUGUAUUACAAAGGACGUAAAUGAUGAAGGUUUUGACGACUGAAAAAACGAAUUGAGAACAAAAAAAAAAAAAAAGAAAUAAUGAUAAAAGGAUAAUUUUUAUUA